AUGCAACGGAAUAGUUGGUUUUGGACAGAGGGACGUAGUGUGCACUGGCACAUGCAAUUCUACUGGGCUUCGUGUACGAAGCCAACGAGCAUUAGCUUGAAAAAGGCUCGAGAUGACCCUAAGCUUGAUGCUACUCAACUCGAGAAGAAUGGAACCUUGCAUCACCGUUGCAAGCAUUGCCCAUUUUCAUGGGCAUUGGAUGUGGAUGUUGGCAGCGCCAGCCGCUAUGAUAGCAACGGCCACAGGUGCUACAAAUCUAAGGCUGACACAGGGGUAGGGGUAAGAGGCGGGGAUGGCGCCUUUCUUCCUCACUUCCAUCAACAACUAGUCCGCACAUAA
Strongylus vulgaris is the source of this 339-nucleotide messenger RNA. Lineage: Eukaryota; Metazoa; Nematoda; Chromadorea; Rhabditida; Strongylidae. The record is from the annotation of a GenBank genome assembly.